AACAGUGUAGAGACUCCAUCUCUUUAAAAACAAAAGUAUACAGGAGGAUGUGUGUAGGUUAUAGGCAAAUACCAUAUGCCAUUUUAUGUACGUCUCGAGCAUCCACAACUUUUGGUAUCAGUGGGGAUCCUGAAAUGAUAAUCCCCCAUAGAUAAUGAAGGAUGGCUGUACCAGGUCUUAUCUGUGGUCAAGGUACUGCAGUGAGGGGAAGAAGAAGGAUAGAAGGCCCUGGACCAAAAGAAAUAGGACUGAAUUAACAAACCUUGGCUGCCUGCUAGUGAGACCCUCAGUUAUAUCUGAUGUGACACUUGCCCAAAAAACUGGCAAAAUAUUCACAUUAAAAGUCAGCUGAAAGUAGGGUUUCUGCAGGUUCUUCUGAUCUAUGGGCUGGAGGCCCUUCAGUUUCAGAAACAUCAAGGAAGCUGAAAACAUCACCAAGCCCUUGCCCUGGGGAGAGCACAGGCUGCCCCUGGUCUUCGCCACCUCCUCAGUCUGCCACUCUCUUUCUUCCCCUUCAAGACUGAACUUGAAAGAAAGCCCUCAGUCCCUGAUUCUAGUCCUCACCUCCUACUAAGCCUUCCACACACUGUAGGCUGCAAAUUGCCAACACCACUAAGAUUUCGCCUGCAGAAGUAACCAAAGAGACUUCCCUCAAUUCCCAUUUUCCAUGGCCUCUUCUCAGGCAACUGGGCUGAGGAUACUGCCCACUUCCAGAAACUCACUUGUCCUUUGUUUCAAGAACCUUCCUUUCUCCUGCUUUCCUCCUUCCUGCUGCUUCUCACCUCCCAUCAUAAUCUGGUUAAGUGUUCUGAACCCAGGUUUCCUGAGGUCGUCAUCAUCCUGGUUUUACUACCUACUAGCUCUGUGCCUCCCUUUCCUUAUCUGUAAUAGGGAUAGUGAUAGUAGAUAGGGCCAUUGUAAGCAUUAAGUGAGUGUAUAACGUCCGUAUAACAGUGCCUGGUAUGUGGACAUAAGGAACAUGGCUGUGCUGCAGCCAGGCAGGCAUAGGCCGAGGUAAACAUCCUGCAUGACUCAGUGGGAUUGGAGCGCAGGCACACAAUUCCGUGCAUUAUACAAUCACAGUUAUGUAGCCAUAACCUGGGGAGGCUCAUCACCUGGCUCUAAGACACUGUUGUGAGGUGUGUAAAUGCAGCACUGACACUGUGAAAGAGCUGCUGAGUAAAGCCAUGUCCCAUCUACCUGCUGUCUCUCAAGUGUUCUUCCAGCUCCCUGCCCCCCCAUCCACCUACUCCCCUCAGACCUCAGCUGGGGCUUGAACCUGACAUUUGGCAUAGUGGGCAGGAUGAGGUGAGUGGGUCUCCAGCUCCCAGGCUCCCGGGCCGGCUAUGCAGUCACAGCAUGAGCUGUGGCACCCAGUGGCAGCCGUGGUGCGAGGAUGGGCUCUGGUGGAAACAUGGGCGACACUGGACAGGCCCUCCACAAGUGUGGAGAAGGAGCUGAAGCACCUGGAAGUGCACAGCACUGAGGAGUGUGCCUUUGCCAACAGAGUCAGAUGGGCAUUUGUGACUGUGCUGCAAGAAGUGCAUGCCCAGUCUCUGCUGGACGCAACGCAGGGAGGAGGAAAAACCUCCAUUACAGGCUCACCCAGUGGUCUGCCAGAAAAUAGAGCAUGAACAGCCACUGGGCCCCAAGGGUGGGCCUAGAGACCCCCUACCAUAGUGAAGCACAUUUCAUAUAGUGUUUGUACCUCCACUGAGUUGCGGGAGUUAUGUAAGCAGUGCCAGUAGCAUCUGGGGGAGCCCCUCCCUGCCUGAAUUCUCUCUCUCUGGGACAAAGGAGCUGAUCCAUUUCCUGCUCCGCCUCUGAGAUGGAAAAGCUGGCUUCUUUAAUUACAGUGUGGACUGAUGCCAGUGAAAUACCAGAAACUGUCAGUAGAUGGCAGUCGUAUACAGACUUGUGCAAGUCAUUCGUGAAAAGGACAUUGCUGGGUGACUCGGUCCCGCCAGAGCGUUCCAGCUCAAAGAUUACCUGCUGCAGUCAGGCAGAAAUGUAAAGCCUUUCCUGUUUGAUUGGGAACUGGCCAAGGUGCCGGACUUAGGGGGACAACGGACAACCAAAGGCCAUAUGUGGACUCGGCAGUCUACUGGUCCCUAAACCUGAAUACGUUUCCGGGCAGAGCUGCAUUUAUUGACAGUUAUGAAAGCUGGUCAGUGAAAGUGAAACCUGGUACCUUCGGACCUUGGCAUCGGCCGCUUGGCUCCCCGCUUAUGCACUGUGUAUGUCUCUCCCAUGCCUGAGGACAGGCUGGGGUGGAUGUUUUGCACGGCUUGGCAGCUGAGCCAUCUAUCAUGGAUUUGAUAGACCACCUGACAACAGAACUGGGAUGGUGCCACUGUGUGGUGGACUUGGCCAAUGCAUUCCUCUUAAUGGACAUUGCUCCAGAGAGCCAGGAACACUUUGCCUUCAUGGGAGGAUGAUGAUGGACUUUCACAGUGUUGCUGCAGGGAUAUAUGCACAGCCCCAACAUAUGUCAUGAUCUUAUUAAUGAUGUUAUUAUAUUAACCUCUGAUUCUCUUGCAGAUUUAGAAGCAGCAACGCAGCCUCUUGCCUGGAAUUGGGAUGAUGCGGCUGAAACCACCUUCCUGGCAGCCAAACAGGCUAUUCAGCAGGCACAAGCCCUAUGGGUAGCUGAUCGGGGCACCCAUUUAAACUUGAUGUGCAUGUGACCACAGAUAUUUUUGACUGGGGCUUAUGGCAUUGCACAGAGCUCUUUAGAAUGCCAGUAGACUUUUCAUCCCAACUUUGAAAGGGAGCUGAGCUCCGGUAUUCCUCGACAGAGGAGUUAGUAACUGCAUAUGCUGCCCUUUAGACUCAUGACAGCCUGGCAGGACGGGCUACAGUCGUUGUGUGCAUGACUUACCCAACAGUAGGGUAGGUAUGCUCAUAGGUAACAACCCGCACACUGGGAUGGCACAGACAUCCACUUUUGCAAAGUGGGGUGCCUAAGCCUACACGGAACAGCAAAGUAUGCUAAGUCAAGUCCCUUAGCAGCACAAUUACAAGAAGUCUUAGUACCUACUAUCCUAAUGCAAGAUAAGGCUAUGGGACCUGAGGCACCCCUAGACCCUGAGCCUUCAUCUUUUAAGGAAGGGCAUCCCUGCAUUCCCAAUAGGGCGUGGUACACAGAUAGGUCUAGCCAGGGUGCUACUGCUGCCUGGACUGCUGUUGAAGCCCAGCCUAGUACUGACACCCUACGGUUUGAUACCAGGUGUGGACAAAGUAGCUAAUAAGCUGAACUCAGGGCAAUGUAAAUGAUGAUCACCAAGAAGGUGACACCUGUGGUAAUCUGCACCAAUAGCUGGGCAGUUUAUCAAGGCUUAACCUUGUGGCUAACUACCUAGAAGUUACAGAAGUGGUUAGUCACUGACCCAUGUAGGGCCAGGCCAUGUGGCCAGACCUAUGGGAGAAAGGAUGACUUCCUCUAACCAGGUAUGGGGACAAACGGUAACCUGUUGUUGCCUGCCCCAAUGCCCCUAAAGGUAGGGAAGCAAAAAACCUGGCUUAAUAUAUAAAGCAACAUCGGGGUAACAUCACCAUGGGGUGGUUGCCUACUAUAACCUGAAAUUAUUGCUCCCUGUAUUACUACUGUGGCCCGAGUGCCUACAGCUUAUGUGUCAAGCCUCUAUGUAUACACUGGGCCUGUGUGCCCAGAGCCUAUGUGUCAGACUUACAUGUCAAGCCUGUGUGUAUGUAUCAGCCCUGGGUGCCGAAAGUGUAUAUGUCAGGCCUGCGUGCCAAACCUAUAUAUUGGGCCUGUGUACCUAAAAACUUAUGUCUCCCUCGGCCAAGGGGGUGGAGUGUAAGGUAAAAAUGGAUGUGCUUUGGUCAAGAACAGGCUGAGGCAGAUAUGCAGGCCAGUGUGACUCAGCGAGUCUCAAACGCAGGCGCACCACUCCACUUGUUAUAUAACCUGUUUGUGUAAGCUCAUACUUGGCUCACAGCCACUAUUGUGUGUAAAUGGUAUAACUGCCCUGCUGACACUGUACAUAGGACUCAUGCCCAGAGAGAGAGGGAAAAACUGCUGACCUUGGAAGAGAGAACUGGCUGUCUUGCAGACCGACAGAGGGGAGCCAGGAAUUAACAAGUGUGCCAAGGAGUACAGCUGUAAGUGUGGGAGCGGCAGAAGCCACAGAGCCGGUUGCUGAGAAGGGCUGUGGUCGGAGGAGGCACCCGAGACAGAGGCAGACAGUGUGAGAGCUGCAGCAGCUGCUGCUGACUAAAAUCAUAUUUUACCUGUCUACAGCCCCAAGUGUUCUUUCAACUAUCUGCCACCUAUCCAACAACUCCCCUCGGACCUCAGUAUGGGCUGGAACCUGACACUUGGCAUGACAGUGACUUUGGGAUUCCAGAAGACAGAGGUUUGAGAGUAAAAAACAAAAUAACAAGACCACAACAAAAACAACUCUGUAUUCUCGUCCCCACCAUUACCAUCUCCCCUUUGUGAUGUCAAAGAGACCAGAGGAAGUGGACAGACUAGGAGAAGCAUAGGUAAGUAUUAGAGACAGAAAAAGUAUGAAGUCUCUUCUGUGAGGACUAACAAUAGUGAUGCCAUUUUACAACCUUGAUGACUGUGUUCUCAAGAAACAAAGCAAAUGCUAACCCUGCCCUCAGCUUCAACAGAGCGUAACAGCCCUAACCGCAACAGAGCCCAAUGACCCUAACCACAUCUGUCCCCAGUUGGAAAGUCUGCAAACAGUUCCAACUGGCCAGCACUUCCCCAACCCCUCCCCAAUAGGAAGUUUAUUAUAAAAGCCUCAGCUUGUAAGCGAUCAGAGUAUCAGCCAGAUUCCUGACUGGAACUCUUCGCAGGCUUAUUCCUGUGAAUAAACCUGUUUGGCCGUGGAAUUGCCUCCUGUUACUCGCUCUCUUCCUUUAUAUCUUCCUAACAUCUUCCAGCUCUAAUGUUUUGCGUCUCGAUGACCAUCUAGCUCCUAAAUGCUGGGGGCCGCUCCCCAUAGAAAUCCCUCGCCGCAUUUCUCCGCCUCGUAACCAGUGAGGCUGGGAUUUUUGGACCCGGGUUUUGCAAUAAGGGAGUCACCAAGAUGCAGCCACCUCUGGAAUUCCUAGAAAGGAAAGAGUUGCCUGGCUUCAGCCAGUGGGCUCAGAACGGCUGACGCAUUUCCGGCCUUUGCGGUUGAUCGGUCAUUGGGGUGCUGCAGCCCCGCCACCUGUUCCGUAGCUCCCCGGUGCCCCGAAAGUGAGUCUUGGUCCCUGGUCGCGAUCCGCCAGGCUCCCGGAACAUUUCAGGUCUGUGUCUCGAAGUAGGCGGGGAGGGAACGUCUGCGCAGGCGUGACCCACGCCCCUACACAUUCACUGGCCUGAAGUCCCGGUGGAGUAGGUGGAGGUCCCGCCCCUGAUCCUGAAGGUUAAACAGCCUUUCCUUGUCUGAGAUAACGCCCGGAGCUCUUUGUCCUGCCUCCAAGACGAUUAAGGAGGGCAGACACAAAAGGUGUCUUCUAAGGAAGAUUAAAUCAGAAAAUUUUAAAUCACAGUUAUCCUUUCACCUAAAGCCAGAGUAAGCCUUCUAAAUUAACCCCAGGAAUGGCUUCAACAGAGGAACAGUACGAUCUUAAGAUUGUGAAAGUGGAGGAAGACCCUACCUGGGAUCAAGAAGCCCACCUUCAAGUGAACAACUUUUCUGGCCAAGAAGCCUCCCGACAACUUUUUAGGCAGUUUUGUUACCAAGAGACUCCUGGUCCCCGAGAAGCUCUGAGCCGGCUCCGAGAACUUUGUCGUCAGUGGCUAAGGCCAGAAAUCCACACCAAAGAGCAAAUCUUGGAGCUGCUGGUGCUGGAGCAGUUCCUGACUAUCCUGCCUGAGGAGCUCCAGGCCUGGGUGCGGGAGCACCAUCCAGAGAGUGGGGAGGAGGCUGUGGCUGUAGUCGAAGAUCUGGAACAAGAGCUUAGUGAGCCAGGGAACCAGGCUCUAGACCAUGAACAUGGACAUUCUGAAGUGCUCUCAGAGGAGGUGGAACAUCUGAAGGUCAAGCAGGAACCAACAGACAUCCAGCUUCAGCCUAUGGUGACACAGCUCAAAUAUGAAUCUUUUCGCCUCCACCAAUUUCGAGAACAAGAUGGUGAAAGUAUACCUGAGAACCAAGAGUUGGCAUCAAAGCAAGAAAUCUUAAAAGAAAUGGAACAUUUGCGGGAUAGCAGACUCCAAAGAGACGUAUCUUUGGAUUCUAAGUACAGAGAAACUUAUAAACAAGACAGCAGGGCAGAAAAGCAGCAGGGCCAUUCCACUGCAGAGAGACGCCACAGGUGCAAUGAAUGUGGGAAAAGCUUCACUAAGAGUUCAGUACUCAUUGAGCACCAGAGAAUCCACACUGGGGAGAAGCCAUAUGAAUGUGAAGAAUGUGGGAAGGCCUUCAGCCGGAGGUCAAGCCUGAAUGAACAUCGGCGGAGCCACACUGGAGAGAAACCCUAUCAGUGUAAGGAGUGUGGGAAAGCCUUCAGUGCCAGCAAUGGCCUCACUAGACACAGAAGAAUCCACACAGGGGAAAAACCAUAUGAAUGCAAAGUGUGUGGAAAGGCUUUCCUUCUCAGCUCAUGCCUUGUUCAGCAUCAGAGGAUACACACUGGAGAGAAGCGCUAUCAGUGUCGUGAGUGUGGCAAAGCCUUCAUUCAGAAUGCAGGGCUUUUCCAGCAUCUCCGAGUCCACACUGGUGAGAAACCCUAUCAGUGCAGUCAGUGCAGUAAACUCUUUAGUAAGCGGACCCUUCUUAAGAAACAUCAGAAAAUCCACACUGGAGAGAGAACAUGAGUGUGAUGAGUUUGGAAAAGCCUUCAGUCAUCAUUGCAACCUUAUUAGGCAUUUUAGAAUCUGUACUGUUCCAGCAGAACUAGACUAAUUCUGUGGACCCUCAGACCCCUAAAUGGGGCCAUCUUGGAAAGUAAGAUUUUCAAGUGGCUUAUUCUGUUCAUAUAAAAUUUAUUUUGCAUUGCAGUGAACCACUUGUCUACAAACCAGGUGUUGGUGCCUCCUGUGUGGAUGACUGUGAUUGUAGGGGGUUGCUGGGUGGCCUUCUUAUUCCCUAUCCUUUGGUCCAUUUCUAAUGAUUUCCUUUAAAGGGACCAAAUCUUAUCUGGAAAUAAAUUGUUAUGGAGGGGCUGUUCUUGAGCAAUACUGAGCAUUGAACAAUUCUAAAAGACCAGUAUCUAUGUAUACUUUUUAAAAAAAGAUUGGCUAAGAUCAAAGGAUAUUCAGAGGUGCAUCUUUUUCUGUAAGAGUGACAUUUUAAACAAACAUAAGGUUUUUGGAAAUAAGAAUUUUCCACAUUCCCACAGGAAAUCAUUGCUAUGGUCUCCCCUAGGAAUGUGAUAGAUAGCUUCUGUAAGCAGCAUUAUCCAUGGUAUAAAACCUGUAGUUUUAAUGGUUUAGAAAUCUAUGUCUCGGCCAGGUGAUUACAGGUGGUGGCUCACGCCUGUAAUCCCACCACUUUGGGAGGCCAAGGCCGGCGGAUCACGAGGUCAGGAGAUUGA
Molecule: messenger RNA, 7503 nt
Organism: Cercocebus atys (sooty mangabey)
Lineage: Eukaryota; Metazoa; Chordata; Mammalia; Primates; Cercopithecidae
Gene: ZSCAN31
Product: zinc finger and SCAN domain containing 31
Exons: 5
Coding region: 5564-6784 (406 amino acids)
Biological process (GO): regulation of transcription by RNA polymerase II
Molecular function (GO): DNA-binding transcription factor activity, RNA polymerase II-specific; RNA polymerase II cis-regulatory region sequence-specific DNA binding
Source: RefSeq, a predicted model, not a curated record